Molecule: messenger RNA, 786 nt
Organism: Morchella importuna
Lineage: Eukaryota; Fungi; Ascomycota; Pezizomycetes; Pezizales; Morchellaceae
Exons: 2
Coding region: 1-786 (261 amino acids)
Biological process (GO): L-tryptophan biosynthetic process; L-histidine biosynthetic process
Cellular component (GO): cytoplasm
Molecular function (GO): 1-(5-phosphoribosyl)-5-[(5-phosphoribosylamino)methylideneamino]imidazole-4-carboxamide isomerase activity
Source: RefSeq, a predicted model, not a curated record
AUGACCAAAUUCCGCGGCUGCAUCGACAUCCACCGCGGCGUCGUCAAACAGAUCGUCGGCGGCACGCUCUCGGACGCCUCCCCCACCGCCCUCAAAACCAACUACACCUCCCCGCACCCAGCGAGCCACUACGCAGAGCUCUACCGCACGCACUCCGUGACCGGCUGCCACGUGAUCCUGCUGGGGCCCGGGUGCGAGGAGGCGGCGACGAGUGCGCUCGCGGCGUGGCCGGGCGCGCUGCAGGUCGGCGGUGGGGUGAAUGGCGGGAAUGCGGCGGAGUGGGUGCGGAGGGGGGCGGCGCAGGUUGUUGUGACGUCGUGGCUGUUUCCGGGGGGCAGGUUUGAUAUGGGGAGGUUGGAGGAGGUGGGGAGGGAGGUGGGGAGGGAGAGGGUGGUGGUGGAUUUGUCGUGUAGACGCAGGGAGGGACGGUGGGUGGUGGCGAUGGAUAGGUGGCAGACUAUGACGGAUAUGGAGGUGAAUAAAGAAACGCUCGAUAUGUUGUCCGACUACUGCGCUGAGUUCUUGAUCCAUGCUGCGGACGUGGAGGGCCUGUGUAAGGGCAUUGACGAGGAGCUCGUGGAGGCGCUGGGGAAGUGGGUGACGAUCCCGACGACGUACGCCGGAGGUGCGUAUAGCAUUGCGGAUCUGGAGACGGUGGAGAGGUUGUCGGGCGGGAAGGUGGAUCUGACGUAUGGGAGUGCACUGGACAUCUUUGGCGGGGACAAGGUCAAGUUUGAGGACUGUGUGGAGUGGAAUCGGAAGAAGGACGCGGAGGUGGCGGUGUAG